UUCCACCUUCACACCCCAUACCCUUCCAAAAAGCCUUUGCCCUUUUCUUCUCCGUCUUUACUCUCUCUUCUCUCUCUCCUUUCUUUCUUUCUUUCAUCAUCAAGUUCAGUUCAAGAACAAGUGAAGUGGGUCUAGUUCCUCUGACACUGAAACCGACGCAUCUAUCUUUUCAUUCCCUUCCCUUCUUAUCAUGCUCCAGAGUGAUUACUUCUCCCAUCAAUCCAACCCUACAACACCCAAUUCCGCAACAACUCCUUCUACCAUGACUGCCAAGCGCACCAUCGAUUAUCCACCCGGCACAGCCGGAGGAGAUUCAUCAGACGACAACCCUCUUCGCAAGAGGCGGAAUUUAUCUCUCACCGAGGCUGCCACCACCGUUUCCGGUGAAACGUCAGCCGCGGAGGAAGUUUCCGCCGCCGCCGCCGCCGUUUUAGAUGGUGAACCUUCUGGGUUGAGACUGUUGGGUCUUUUACUACAGUGUGCUGAGUGUGUCGCAGUCGAGAAUCUCGACCAGGCCAACGAGCUUUUACCGGAGAUUUCUGAAUUAUCGUCACCGUUCGGAUCGUCGCCGGAGCGAGUCGCGGCCUACUUUGCAGAGGCGCUUCAAGCUAGAAUUAUCAGUUCUUGUCUAGGCUCAUACAUGCCUUUAUCCAUUAAAGCACUGUCACAAAUCCGAACACAGAAGAUCUGCAAUGCCUUCCAAUUCUUCAAUUCCAUCAGCCCAUUAGUAAAAUUCUCCCACUUUACAGCAAAUCAAGCAAUCUACCAAGCCCUGGAAGGCGAAGAUCAAGUCCACAUAAUCGAUCUCGACAUCAUGCAGGGUCUCCAAUGGCCAGGAUUGUUCCACAUCUUAGCUUCCCGAUCUAAGAAAAUCCGUUCCCUCCGUGUCACCGGUGUAGGAUCGUCAAGCGACCUUCUUGAAGCCACGGGUCGUCGUUUAGCCGACUUCGCGAGUUCACUCGGUCUACCCUUUGAGUUCCAACCACUGGAAGGGAAAGUAGGAAGCUUGACUGAGCUGAGUCAACUCGGUGUCAGGACAGGAGAAGCAACAAUAGUACACUGGAUCCACCAUUGUUUAUACGACAUCACAGGGAGCGAUCUGGGUACGUUGAGAUUGUUGAGUUUGAUGAGACCCAAAUUAAUAACGAUCGUUGAACAAGAUCUAAGCCAUAGAGGGAAUUUCUUAGGGAGAUUUGUGGAAGCUUUGCAUUAUUACUCGGCUCUGUUUGAUGCGUUGGGAGAUGGAUUGGGUGCGGAUAGUUCAGAGAGGUAUCAGGUGGAGCAGCAGUUGUUUGCGUUGGAGAUUAGGAACAUUGUGGCCGUUGGUGGGCCGAAGAGGACGGGGGAGGUGAAGAUUGAGAGAUGGGGAGAUGAGUUGACUCGGAUGGGUUUUCGACCCGUUACUUUGGCGGGUAACCCGGCGGCGCAAGCUAGUCUUUUGCUUGGGAUGUUCCCUUGGAGAGGGUAUACCUUAGUAGAGGAGAAUGGUUGUUUGAAACUGGGUUGGAAGGAUUUGUCCUUGUUGACUGCCUCUGCAUGGCAGCCGUCCGAUUAGAUAGGGUUGGAUCAUCAUGAUCAUAAACAUGAGAGAAUAAUGGAGGAGGAAGAAGAAGGAGACAGGGCAGGCAUGGACUGAUGUUGUUUGCCUAAUUCUUGUUCUUUGAUUGUUUAGUUUUUGGUGGGGACUUUUACGUCCUUUCCUUCCCAAUGGUUCUCUAACUUUUGAGUACAUUUUUCAAUUGAUAGAGACAUUUCUUCUGAAUUCCAUUGACCUUAUUUUUAAAGAUAUUAUUAUUAUU
This is a messenger RNA of Impatiens glandulifera, 1799 nucleotides long. RefSeq names its product scarecrow-like protein 23. The record is from RefSeq and is a predicted model, not a curated record. Gene Ontology annotation, molecular function: DNA-binding transcription factor activity; sequence-specific DNA binding. Gene Ontology annotation, cellular component: nucleus. Lineage: Eukaryota; Viridiplantae; Streptophyta; Magnoliopsida; Ericales; Balsaminaceae. Gene Ontology annotation, biological process: leaf development; regulation of DNA-templated transcription; bundle sheath cell fate specification. Bases 191 to 1555 code for a protein of 454 amino acids. The transcript has a single exon.